Messenger RNA from Nerophis lumbriciformis (worm pipefish), 687 nucleotides. NCBI's taxonomy places the organism in Eukaryota, Metazoa, Chordata, Actinopteri, Syngnathiformes, Syngnathidae. The record is from RefSeq and is a predicted model, not a curated record.
AUGUCGUAUAAUGCUAAAAUCGGGCCGUCUAUCCUGAGCAGCGACCUGUCACGUCUGGGCAGCGAAUGUGUGCGGAUGAUAGAGUGCGGGGCUGACUAUUUGCACCUCGACGUCAUGGACGGUCAUUUUGUCCCCAACAUCACAUUUGGGCACCCCAUGGUGGAAUGUCUCCGAAAGUCACUUGGCAAAGACCCUUUCUUUGACAUGCACAUGAUGGUGUCCAAGCCUGAACAGUGGGUGAAGCCCAUGGCAGCAGCUGGAGCCAACCAAUACACCUUUCACCUAGAGGCCACUAGCAACCCCGGGAACCUCAUCAAGGAGAUCCGACAGAGUGGCAUGAAGGUAGGUGUGGCCAUAAAACCUGGUACAACCGUUGAAAUGCUCGCCCCGUGGGCCAACCAGAUCGACAUGGCUCUGGUCAUGACCGUCGAACCCGGUUUCGGAGGACAGAAGUUCAUGGAGGACAUGAUGCCAAAGGUGAGAGAUCUGAGGCGUGACUUCCCCUCGCUGGACAUUGAGGUGGACGGCGGCGUUGGACCCGACACCAUCUACAAGUGCGCAGAGGCCGGCGCCAACAUGAUUGUGUCGGGUAGCGCCGUCAUCGGCAGUGACGACCCUCGCAGCGUCAUCACCUUGCUUCGUGACGCUGUGGUGGAAGCUAUCCAGAAACGCUCACUGGACCGCUGA